Molecule: messenger RNA, 7343 nt
Organism: Acinonyx jubatus (cheetah)
Lineage: Eukaryota; Metazoa; Chordata; Mammalia; Carnivora; Felidae
Gene: KCNG3
Product: potassium voltage-gated channel modifier subfamily G member 3
Exons: 3
Coding region: 620-1930 (436 amino acids)
Biological process (GO): protein homooligomerization; potassium ion transmembrane transport
Cellular component (GO): membrane; voltage-gated potassium channel complex
Molecular function (GO): delayed rectifier potassium channel activity; protein binding
Source: RefSeq, a predicted model, not a curated record
AGGAGGGCGGCGCGUGGAGGGAGGUGAGCCGAGCUGAGCCGGGAGGCGAGGAGGGGGAACCGCGAGGAGGCCCCGCCCCCGCCUCGCGGAGCCGGCUCUCCGCCGCCUCCGAACCCGCUCACUUUGCCUCUCGCCUCUGGACGGCGGCGGGGCGGUUGCCCGAACCGCGGCCAGAGGGAGCGCCAGGGACCGUGAGCCAUCCCGCACCGGUGCCUCCGCCCGCCGCCCGCGCCCCUCACGGGGGGCACAGCGCCGCCGCUUUGAAAGGACACCCCGGCCUCGCAGGGGGGCACCCCCCCCCCCAGGCGCUGACAGUCUCAUUCCCAGCCAACGGGGCGCAGCGCUGACGCCUGAGGGGACUCCCCGGCCACCUGCAGGUACCGCCGCGCCGAGGGAGCGUCGCUAGCAGCAACGCCUGGCCGCGGAGGAGGCUAGAGCCGAGGGGUCUCCGGGUCGGCGAAGGGCAGGAGCGGAGCCCGCAGCGAGAGCCGGCCGGCCAGCCCGCGGGCCCCGACGGCGCGCUCCCCCGUCGGCCAACGGCAGGCAGGCCCCGCGCGGCGACCGGGGUGGGGGGGCGGCGGCGGCGGCCUCGGGCCUCGGGGCCUCGGGGCGGCCAGCCAUGACCUUCGGGCGCAGCGGGGCGGCCUCGGUGGUGCUGAACGUGGGCGGCGCCCGGUACUCGCUGUCCCGGGAGCUGCUGAAGGACUUCCCGCUGCGCCGCGUGAGCCGGCUGCACGGCUGCCGCUCUGAGCGCGACGUGCUGGAGGUGUGCGACGACUACGACCGCGAGCGCAACGAGUACUUCUUCGACCGGCACUCGGAGGCCUUCGGCUUCAUCCUGCUCUACGUGCGCGGCCACGGAAAGCUGCGCUUCGCGCCGCGGAUGUGCGAGCUCUCAUUUUACAACGAGAUGAUCUACUGGGGCCUGGAGGGCGCGCACCUAGAGUACUGCUGCCAGCGCCGCCUCGACGACCGCAUGUCCGACACCUACACCUUCUACUCGGCCGACGAGCCCGGCGCCCUGGGCCGCGACGAGGUGCGACCGGGCGGUGCCGAGGCGGCCCCCUCCAGGCGCUGGCUCGAGCGCAUGCGGCGGACCUUCGAGGAGCCCACGUCGUCUCUGGCCGCGCAGAUCCUGGCCAGCGUGUCGGUAGUGUUCGUGAUCGUGUCCAUGGUGGUGCUGUGCGCCAGCACACUGCCCGACUGGCGCGCCGCGGCGGCCGAUAACCGCAGCCUGGAUGACCGGAGCAGGUACUCCGCCGGCCCUGGGAGGGAGCCCUCCGGGAUAAUUGAAGCUAUCUGCAUAGGUUGGUUCACUGCAGAGUGCAUCGUGAGGUUCAUCGUCUCCAAAAACAAGUGUGAGUUUGUCAAGAGACCCCUGAACAUCAUUGAUUUACUGGCAAUCACUCCGUAUUACAUCUCCGUGUUAAUGACAGUAUUUACGGGCGAGAACUCUCAACUCCAGAGGGCUGGAGUCACCUUGAGGGUGCUUAGAAUGAUGAGGAUUUUUUGGGUGAUUAAGCUUGCCCGUCACUUCAUUGGUCUCCAGACACUUGGUUUGACUCUCAAACGAUGUUAUCGAGAGAUGGUUAUGUUACUUGUCUUCAUUUGUGUUGCCAUGGCAAUCUUUAGUGCACUUUCUCAGCUUCUUGAACAUGGGUUGGACCUGGAAACAUCCAACAAGGACUUCGCCAGCAUCCCUGCUGCCUGCUGGUGGGUGAUUAUCUCUAUGACUACAGUUGGCUAUGGAGAUAUGUAUCCUAUCACCAUGCCCGGAAGAAUUCUUGGAGGAGUUUGUGUUGUCAGUGGGAUUGUUCUCUUGGCAUUACCUAUCACUUUUAUCUACCAUAGCUUCGUGCAGUGUUACCAUGAGCUCAAGUUUAGAUCAGCUAGAUAUAGUAGAAGCCUCUCUGCUGAGUUCCUAAAUUAAUGCAUUGCAAAUCAAUUCUUGCACACACUUCGUUUGAUAGAAAGAGUUGACUCUCCUUCCUAGUCAUCACGUGCUUCUUGCUGGGUGAGUGCUGCAGUGGUACUACCAUCCUGUUGGUAGGGUAAAAAUUACCCUUCCCAGCUGAAGGGAUGAAAAAAUGUACUUAUAAUGGAGUAAGUAGGAUUGAGACCGUGAAGGGAAAACAAUGACUCCUAGAAUAAAUUUUAGGACCUUAUUUUAUUUAUGCCUGUCUUCUUCUUGCCUUGAACAAUUACACUUUCUGUGUUUGUUUUAAAGUAUAGUAUUUGAACGUUUUAAAGCCAAAAGGUACCAUUUUCCAAAUGUUUUCCCAUCUUAUGAAAUUCAGAAGAAGCUUGGAAGUUACAGUGUUUUUUUUUGUUGGAGAGUAACAUUUUUAUUUCUAAAUGUUUUAUAAUCUCUCAUAUCAAUGUCAGAAGUAUCCUGGAAACAUAUGUCACAUGCAGGAACUGUUUAACAAAUACUUUAAAAAUUUGGCCAAAUUUUAAACUGUAUAAUGGAGCUAGAUAUGAGCAAGGAUAGUAUUUGAAAAACUUUCCUAGCAUAUUUCUCAAUUCCCUGAUUUGUUUUUGUUUCUAUUAUUCACCUUAUCAUACAGCUUUACGGAAGCUUGAGCAUGUUUUCUUUUUUCCAUUUUGGAUUCCUUUUAUCUUUUUACUGAAGUGACUCAACAGAGUAUUUCAGAAUGAGGGGAGCUUGUAUUGUUUUAGCAUUUUAUUGGAGUUCAUUUUACUUGAAUUCAUUCACUGCUGUUACUAGGUGAUAAUUGUCCUAACAUUCAGAUGUCCAAACAAGAAUAUUUCCAACAUAGGAAUGAUAAUAGAAAUAGUUUGAUAUUACAACCCAUAUUUAUCUACUUCUGCUCUUAAUUUUUUUCCGUGGGUUUAAUAAGACUUAGCAGAUGAAAGGAUGUUUAUGUAGCCUUUUUAUACCAAAGUCAUAUUUAGAUGUUGUCACGGGAUUAUCAUAAAAAGAGAAAUUAAAUAUUUCCUUACUCUUGGUUGCUAUGUAGCUAAGCCAGUUUUAAGCCAGCUAAAAGCAGUGAAUACAUAAUUGUUUGAUCUGAGCUUCACCAUGUUGAAUUGCAGCUACACCAAAACUUCUUGUAACAAUAUUGAAUAAUAUGCCACAUUAACCUGGGUAGAUUAUUAGGAUUAGAUAAUAUAAAACUGUUGACUGUUUAGUGCUAAAAUUUAGCAAUAUGAAUUAAGAUUUUGCUUUGUUAACCAGUUGCCGUAAAGAAGUUAAUAUAUAAACACAAAAAAUUAAAGUCAUAGAUUCACAAAUAAUUUAAUGUUAUAGACUGCAAUUUAGUGGGAGUGGAGAGGGUGGGUGGAGAGGAGAUGGGGCCUGGAUAUAUUUAUUACAGAACAGAAGUGUUCAUUAAAAGACUAUUAGCUAUCAUCUAGUUCAAACGUCAACUAGCACAAGUAGACAACCAGGGCAAGAGAGGAUAUGACUGUGGAGGAAUGAGGGCCCAAACCUGGAUGUCUAAAAACCUACUUAGCCCAGCAGCUUAUUCUUAACACAUGUUUAGGGUUUGAGAAAAGCCUCAAGAAGCCACACUUCUUUGCCAUUGCCGUUGCUGGGGUAAUAAUAGCAAAACCAUUCCUUUUCCCUAAUUUCUGAGUUUAUGUGACAUUUUGGCCAUGAAGAGAAUCUCACCCCAUCUUUUUUACCAUUGCACACCGGUAUGCUGCUUAUUAUAUACUCAAAAUAAAUUCUGUUAUUUAUUGUCUACUUAUUGUAUUUUAAUAUAUUUGAAAUAAAUGGCAUGGAUUUAUUUUUUCUUACCUAUUUUGAUUAAGGCCUUGUGGUUCGUGCGAAUAAUAUGCAGAUGAAAGCAUCCCCAUAUUACUAAUAAAAAUAUGGCAGCCAUCCAUUUUGCUGGCACUGGGAAGCCUUCAUGGAAGUAUGUCUUAUGUCCCCAAAUAAAUUAUAAUUAUCUUGAGGGCUGGGGCCCUCUUUCCUGCACACACCUUCAUAGCCCCACAGCGUCUGUGACAGAUUUGGGCACAUGCUAUCAUUGACUGAUUUGGGGGGAGAGAUUUCUGUGUGAAGAGGCAAGGAGAAGCCCACACCCACAAGUGCACAUGUAGAGCCGCAUGUGUGAACACACACACAGACUUUGAGGCUGCCCUUAAGGAACAAGAAAUCUCCUGUUGGUGGUGACAGACCAAGGACGUCUAAUGCCUAAUCCAGCUACCCAUUUACUAAGAAUGGUGAUAAGAAAUUAUAGAAUACUUCAUGAGUUAAGAGACUAUAUCAUGGACAUUGUAAUUUUUGAGGAACAGAGUCGUUUUUCUUGAAACUUUUCCCUGAAUGUUACUGCUUUUAAAAAAGCCAUUCAGUAGGACGAUUUUUUAGUUGUGCACUUGGACGUUUCUCAUAACUCCCAUCGUCACAGCACAGAUACUUUCAUUAGGAUCUGUGUUAAUACCAGUAAGUCAGAUGUUAUCCUAAAUUAUUAGAAUGCUCAGUGAGGAAGGAGGAAACCUGAAUGUUGGUUCUGGUUUUACCACAUGUGAGAUUGUAACUUAAUCUUAGGUAUAUCUUGUUUUGUAUCCUCUAAAAUGGUGGGUUUUUUUCCAGAUUAAAGAUACAAAUUACAGAAUGCCUUUAAAAGCGAACAUACUCUUAACAAUCCAAGGCCUUAUUUAUCUUUUUCUUUUAUGGCUCUUUUGUACUGUGGGUUGCUGGUUGAAACUGGCAUUUGCAUUUGCUUGGCUCUUGGUUUUCGCAGUUACUUGUCACCACACAUUUGUAAGUUCUUCCUUUCUUAAAAAAUGUAGAAAUACGUUCUUUCACAGUGGCUGUCAGUAAGUCAAAGUAGUAUUCUGUUUUUAAGUUUUGGUCCAGAUGUCUUCCUUAGGUCUCCUGUGACCUGGGAGGUGGGGAAGAUGGGGUUACAUUGGAUAUUGGUGUUGGAAGGAUUUCCUUUGUUGGCUUGAUAUUUUCUAAAAGCAGCUUAUUUUUCCUCUUUGUUAUAGAAAUGAAAAAUAAAAAACUGAAACCUCCUACCUGUGCUUCACUAUUAAGCUUCUGUAACCCCAAACUUCAUACAUAGCUUCACAAAACAUUUCCAGAGCUCUCUGAUCCUACAUAAAUGUACAUUCACUUAUAGUAUGCAACAGACAGUCCAAACAAAUAUGGUGUAAAUAUUUCAUAGCGUGACAGUAAAUUAGAACUAAAGGGCCCUAGGGGUCAGUUAAGCAUCCGACUUCAGCUCAGGUCAUGAUCUCAUGGUUCGUGGGUUUGAGCCCCACAUCAGGCUCUGUGCUGACAGCUCAGAGCCUGGAGCCUGCUUCGGAUUCUGAGUCUCCGUCUCUCUCUGCCCCUCCCCCGCUCAUGCUCUGUCUCUCUCUCUCAAAAAUAAAUAAACAUUAAAAAACAAAAAGAACCAAAGAGCCCUAGAGACCUUCUGGUCUACCAUGUCCCCUUCCUUUGCCCUUUAUCUUGUCCAAAUGUCAGCGGCCAAGGAACUGUGCUCCCAGUGGCUUAUGAGUUAGCUGUCAUCCUGAUUUACCUGGGACUUUCUUCGUUUUACCACUGAAGGUCCCCCCAUCCGGGGAGAUCCUUUCAUCUCAGGAGAGAUGGUCACCUGGGAGAGUUGGUCACCCUAGUACAGGUCAGGCCCCCGAAACCUGAUUUUCAGAUUUUUAGUUCAGUAGUCUUUGGACAUACUUCUAUUUUAUAACAUGAGAAAGCAUGAAGGAUUUCUUUUUAAAUAUUUUCUUUGGGGCCUUGGAGCCCCUUCUUAUAGGUCAAAUAAAGAGCAAAUGUUGCUUGUAGACACCCUAGAUGUCAGGAAGGAUGGCUUGGGACAAGUGUAUAGGGAACUCAGACUUUCAGUAGAGUUUUUAAGUUUAUUUAUUUAUUUUGAGAGAGAGCGAGCACUGGCGUGCAGGGGAGGGGCAGAGCCCCUCACAGACUGAGCCACCCAGGCGCCCUCCAGUAAGUACUUAAAGUUUGGGCCAUUAGUGUCAAUUUAAUUGUCAGUUUAUUGUUUUAGUGAAUUGAACUUGAUAAUCUGCAUUUAUGCUAUAAUUUAAGCAAAUUAAUUAAAGUAGCUUUGGUGAGAAUCCUUUGAUUUAACACUAUACCAAGCAUAGUGAAAACAUAAAUGACAUUUAGUGAAUGAAAGCCUGAAGGAAUAAAUAUUUGGAUUUCACCUACCAGAACUAAGUAAUGCGAUGUCAUUUAUAUCUGAAGAAGUGAUCUUGCUUUAUUUAUGCAACAUUGUAUUAACACUGAAACUAAAAUUUCACAGUUUUGUAUUAGGUAGUUUCCCCUCCCCUUAGACUUUAAUUAUUUCAUUUUUUUUAAAGUUUAUUUAUUUUGAGAGGGGCAGAGAGAGAAAGAGAGCGCCUGAGAGCAGGGGCGGGCAGAGAGAGGGGGACCGAAGAUCUGAAGCGAACUUCGCACUGAUCGCAGAGAACCUGGUGUGGGCUUGAACUCAGGAACCAAGACAUUGUGACCUGAGUCGAAGUGGGAUGCUUGACCGACUGAGCCACCCGGGCGCCCCAAGUUACUCAUCUUUCUGUGCACCUGGUGACUGCAGGCCUGAUAAAGUCCAUGGAGGUAAGAAAGAAGAUGAACAUCUUUUCAUUGUUAGCAAUCUAAACCUAGAUUAAAAACCAUUUUGACACGUCAAGAUUUUUAUGGGAAAAAUUAAUGUGUGUGUGGGGGGGGGUAGCAUUCACUGCUAAAGAUAGCAAGUGGUUGAAUAGAUUAAAUAUGUAUUGGUUUUAACCAUUAUUUCUUAUUGACCUUAUUCUCAAUGGGAAUAGUGAUUCAAAUGUUUGUAUGGCCAGUUCUAUUACUUCCACUGUGUAUUCAUGACUAGUGCUAAUUGUCAUUAUUAUUGGCCAUUGCAUAAAUCAUGGAGGAAUCAGAUGUACUGUAUCAAACAAGAGGGAAGGUAAUUUGGAUAGUAAAGACUGUAUUAUAUAUAGUUUUGGAUUUCAGGUAAUCAUUUUAUUAUUUGGUAGCUCUCUUAGGAAUGAUGGUUUAAAUGGACAUAGUUUCUAUCUAAUAAAACGAUUGCUAAAAUCAGCUCAAUUUAUGUGGCACAAUUUUGUUGUUUUCUACUUUAAUAUGGGAUUAGUAAAAUGUGCAACCAUAUGGGUCAUAGCUUUUCUUACUCGGCUGUGCAACUUAUGUAUUUAUGUUAGAUCUUUAAGAGUACCUGAAAUGUGCAUCAAAUAUUUAAUUAAUUAAUGGUUGAAGCUUUUUAGCAUCUUUAAUCCUUAAGGAAGUAUUUUAUAAAAAAAAAUUAGCUUUGUUACGAUAUCAUUAUGUUGUAUGUACAUCUGAAAAUAAUCUGUACAGCCUGAACAUUGAAAUAGUUAAUAAAUUUUGACUUUGAGAACCA